UCUAGCAAUCCGAUCUCGUCUUGGCGCAUUUGCACAAGCAUCGCAUUUGUGAUAUUAACGUGCAUAGGGUAUUCUUUUAAUCUUGCAUCGAUUUUGUCUAUAAGACAUUGUAUGUAUUCACGCAAUGGUUUCUCAGCAACCUUACUUGACUGUUCGUAGGCCAUAACUAUGUGGUCUAUUAUCGCGAUAUCAGUCACUCCAAAUAGACCCAGACUGACGCGAGCUUCUGAGUCGAUAUAUAGAUUACAAUCAUUGACGAACAACUCCUGGUCACUAUCAUUGAAUUCCCACUGGAAGGCUAUUGCAUCGCCAUCGAAACGAACUCUGUCAAAUUCGUUAGCAUCCAAAGUGAAACCAUAGUCCAUGGCUAGCUGAACAUUCGAGAGUGUAUCUCCAUAACUGUUAAACAGCUCCUGGUGGGGUUCUAUGGUCUCUGUGGUGACUAUAUCGACCGUCUGUUUGUCGUUUGUUUGAGAAUGGCUAAGAUUACCACAACAACCACAAACAAGGGUAUCUGAUUCGAAUUCUACGGUAGAUUCCUCCGUAUGGUUGAAUAAGUCUGCGACUGGGACCAGCCCGACGUCGUGAUAGUUAUCUAUAGUAAAAAGUCUCGAUGAUGUGAUAGCGUAGGCGUAGAGGUAGUCAUUGAAAGAAAUGCCAUCCGCUAGAGGAGCCAGUGAAGUAUGAAAGAUAUCCUCUAGCUGAGCUCUCGAAUGUCGUCCUCGUAUGCCUUCCUUUGUGUUACAUAGACUGUCCAAUUCCUUCGCGAGCUCCAUACCAUCCAUUUCUGGAGUUGGUAGCCAGAGUGAGGCUAUAUCAGGUGCCUCUUUUGGUAGUGACUCUAUGUAGCUCAGCCACGUGCUUCUUUCACCUCGAUGUAUUUCAAAAGCCAAGGCAAAAGAGAGUAAAACGACGCGACUCUGGUUGAGUUGAGAUAAUUGUUGAUGCAUUGAAGAAUUUCUGAUCGUGAGUAAAGCAUCCUUCGGUACUUUUGCGACUAUUUGGGCUCUUUAGCAGACUCAAGGUGUGUAUAGUGAGCUCACUAGGGGUGCUCUUUAGAAUGUAGUCAUUGGACAAGACCCUGUCAGUUAGCAAGAGCAGUCUACUAUCGAGUUCAACGCUGUGCUCUUUGCACCAAUUCAGAAGAGAAGAAUUCAUUCGAGGGUUACAAAAGAGAAGACUCAGCAAUUAUCAGUGAAAGUAAAAAGGUUUCCUUCAAAAUAAUUAGGAAAGACUAAUCGUAGAAGCAUCAUUUCUGCUGAGCUUCAAAGAAGCUGUUAUGAAGGAACUCAAGUUAGGACAUUUAAAGGCCGUCAACUGAAAAUUUUAAAUUAAUUAAACAACGACAAAGUAAAUAAAUAGAGAAAUAUUAAGUGAAUAUCCCCAGAUAUUUAUUUACUCAUCCCGAUUUGGACAUAUUUAGUGAUUUUUUAUUUCUCAGCUCAAGCCAGCUCAUGGAUCGCAGCCGUCGAUUCCUUUCCAGUAAACUACAAAACACUAGAAGCCAUGGAAGAAGAAGUCGCAGCACUCGUUAUUGACAACGGUUCUGGUAUGUGUAAGGCCGGUUUCGCCGGUGACGACGCACCAAGAGCUGUUUUCCCUUCAAUCGUCGGUCGUCCACGUCACCAAGGUGUCAUGGUCGGUAUGGGUCAAAAGGACUCUUACGUCGGUGACGAAGCCCAAUCAAAGCGUGGUAUCCUCACCCUCAAAUACCCAAUUGAACACGGUAUCGUCACUAACUGGGAUGAUAUGGAAAAGAUCUGGCAUCACACUUUCUACAACGAGUUGCGUGUCGCACCUGAGGAGCACCCUGUCUUAUUAACUGAGGCUCCACUCAACCCAAAGGCUAACAGAGAAAAAAUGACUCAAAUUAUGUUUGAAACUUUCAACGCACCAGCAUUUUACGUCGCUAUCCAAGCUGUUUUGUCUUUAUACGCAUCUGGUAGAACAACUGGUAUUGUUUUAGAUUCAGGUGAUGGUGUCUCACACACAGUCCCAAUUUAUGAAGGUUACGCACUCCCACACGCAAUUAUUAGAUUAGAUUUAGCAGGUAGAGAUUUAACUGAUUAUUUGAUUAAAAUUUUGAUGGAAAGAGGAUAUCCAUUCACCACCUCAGCUGAACGUGAAAUCGUCAGAGAUAUCAAGGAACGUUUAUGUUACGUUGCACUCGACUUCGACCAAGAGUUGCAAACUGCUAACCAAUCUUCCGCUUUGGAGAAGAGCUACGAAUUGCCAGAUGGUCAAGUUAUCACCAUCGGUAACGAGCGUUUCAGAGCACCAGAAGGUCUCUUCAAGCCAUCCUUACUCGGUCUUGAAGCUGCAGGUAUCCACGAGACUACCUACAACUCUAUCAUGAAGUGUGAUCUUGACAUCCGUAAGGACCUCUACGGUAACGUUGUCAUGUCAGGUGGUACUACUAUGUACCACGGUAUUCCAGACCGUAUGCAAAAGGAAUUGACUGGUUUGGCCCCAUCCUCAAUGAAGGUCAAGAUUGUCGCCCCACCAGAACGUAAGUACUCUGUAUGGAUUGGUGGUUCUAUUCUUGCAUCACUUUCAACCUUCCAACAAAUGUGGAUCUCCAAGCAAGAAUAUGAUGAAUCUGGUCCUUCAAUCGUUCACCGCAAGUGUUUCUAA
Wallemia mellicola CBS 633.66 is the source of this 2634-nucleotide messenger RNA. It is a transcript of the gene Act1p, whose product is annotated as Actin/actin-like protein. The record is from RefSeq and is a predicted model, not a curated record. NCBI's taxonomy places the organism in Eukaryota, Fungi, Basidiomycota, Wallemiomycetes, Wallemiales, Wallemiaceae. The coding region runs from base 1507 to 2634 and encodes 375 amino acids. The transcript has 5 exons.